CAGGUUUGUGCAGAGUUCCACUGAUAUUUGAGAGGUGAUGCAUGGAGUUGCUUGUUGGACAGCUUUCAGCCUCAUUCCUUUUCUUCAUUCUACAUCCGAAACGAGGAACCAAAACACGAAGAACACCUGAUGAGCCCAAUUUCAUUAUGAGAAGACCCCAGGAUAAUUUUUUCCACCCCUAGAAACAAAACCUCCAAGUUUCAAACAUCCAACAUGUGACACAACCGCUACAGUGGAUCAUGUAUUUAUGGCACUGAGAACACUCUGUUCAGAACAAUUUGAGCAAACAGUUUGGUAAUUGCAAACUGUGGUGGAAAUAAAAGGAUUAUUUUAAUUGUUCUUUCUGAGCUGCCAAAACUCAAUCUGUAAAGCAUCAUAGUUCAAUUCUUUCCUUCGAAAUGCUGCAAAAACGCAAGCUUCCUCUUCUACUAAAGUUCUUUGCAGCACUUUUGUCACUGUGGCUGCUUUCCUUCGUCAGUCUGCUAAAGUCAGACUGGACCCCUGCCUUCAAGCUCCACUACGACUGGCUGGAAUACACAGAUGAUGGCAGUCCAGAAAGUGAGUGCAACUGCUCGUCAAUCCUGGAAGGAGACCAGGAAGCACUGGAUCAGGCCAAAUUGCUGACCCUCACUAGAGCUUUUCAGAAAAGAAUUAAGAUUUCUGAUGAGUACUACAUCAAUGCAACCGAGGACUGCAGGUUAUUCAUUAAAACCAGGAAAUAUAUAACAUUUCCCCUGAGCAAGGAGGAGGAAGACUUCCCUUUGGCUUAUUCCAUGAUUGUUCAUCAUAAGGUGCAGAAUUUUGAGCGACUUUUAAGAGCCAUUUAUGCACCUCAAAAUUUUUACUGUGUCCAUGUGGACAAGAAGGCGGAGCCGUCUGUCUUCGCUGCCAUCUUAGCCAUCAGUUCUUGUUUUCCUAAUGUGUUCCUGGUAAGCCAGUCUGUCGAUGUGGUCUACGCCGGCUGGCCACGCGUCCAAGCCGAUCUAAACUGCAUGGCUGACCUGUAUAACACCAGCAGAAGAUGGAAGUACUUCCUCAACCUCUGUGGUCAGGACUUCCCCCUCAAAACCAACCUGGAGAUGGUGAGGAUUCUGAAAACUCUGAACGGUGGCAACAGCAUGGAGUCUGAGAACAUGCCACCUGAAAAGAAAUGGAGGGUGACGAAUGCACAUCAGAUUGUUGAUGGAAAAAUACAGGCAAAAGGAGAAGCAAAGAGUCCAUCUCCCUUCAACCUGCCCAUUAUGUCAGGAAAUGCCUACAUUGUGGCAAGCAGAGGUUACAUCCACAGCGUGCUACACGACAAACGAAUACAGGCGCUCAUCGAGUGGAUGAAAGAUACCUACAGUCCGGACGAGGCCAUCUGGGCAACCAUUCAACGAAUACCAGGUGUUCCGGGCUCAACCCGACCCAACCGCAAAUAUGACGUGUCGGAUAUUAACGCACUUGCACGUUUGGUGAAGUGGCAGUGGCAUGAGGGGUCACAAGAUUCCCUGGACGCUCUGUACCCAGUGUGUCAUGGCAACCAUGUCAGGGCAAUAUGUGUUUAUGGUGCUGGGGAUCUGCAAUGGCUGCUUGAAAAUCACCACUUCUUCGCCAACAAGUUUGACACAGACACUGACCCCAUUGCUAUCUACUGCUUGGAAAGAUAUCUGAGAAAAAAAGCUCUGGCUGAGUUGGAGUAGGUGGAUUGAUAAAACUCAAGUCAUAGUAGUUUUUUGCAGUAGAAGACACUUUUAAACUUCAGUCUCUCGGAGAAUAAAUGUAUUAUUUAAACUGUAAUUAUUUUUUUAAGUAAAUCUUAAUAAAAAUACAGCUCAA
Messenger RNA from Oryzias latipes (Japanese medaka), 1818 nucleotides. RefSeq names its product glucosaminyl (N-acetyl) transferase 1. The record is from RefSeq and is a predicted model, not a curated record. Gene Ontology annotation, cellular component: membrane. Gene Ontology annotation, molecular function: beta-1,3-galactosyl-O-glycosyl-glycoprotein beta-1,6-N-acetylglucosaminyltransferase activity. Lineage: Eukaryota; Metazoa; Chordata; Actinopteri; Beloniformes; Adrianichthyidae.